CUGGGCUGUUCUGCUUCCAAGUUGUCCCUUCCUUCAUCAUUCGUUCCUUCCAUAAGUAAUCUCUCAUUCAUGGGUCAUUCCUAAACACACACACAAGAGAGAAACCAAACCUUUCCCUCAAUGAUGGACAUUUGGUCAUGGAUAUGCGAGCUUCCCAGCAACUCGGAGGAGUGGUCUGAUUCACCUACAUUCGAACUCGCCAGUUCAGGCCAAGCUGAUCAGGACGAUUCGACUCGGUCCAUUUAUCUCAGAGCAGACCGGACUUCGGGGUCGGAAGCCGAAGCUGCGGUGAUUUUCACAGUUUGCUUGCAGGGUUUUCACCCAUUCAACGCCGAAAAGCCUCUCUGGGUCUCUGAGAAAUGUCAUCUUUCUAGAGAAAACCCUUUCCUUCCUCUAUUUCUUCAGCUUCUUCAGGAGAUCAUAGCUCUCUCCCCCAACGCGCCAAACAGUACGUGCCCGAGGUCACAGCUCCAGAAGCUCAAGCCCGACCCUAUCGCAUGGGUCAUGAACUCUCACUCACCCGAAUCCUUCUCCACCUUCUUCAACCUCGUCUUCAUCUUACGCCUCUUCUGGCUCUGCGCCUGCGACGGCCCCAACGAAGCUGGCUGGCUCUAUUUUCAAUCAUUACUAGCUUCCGCGCUUGAAACCGUCUCGUCUAACCCCUCGCCAGUUCUGCGAACUUUCUUAAUCACGGUCGGCGUAGACAUGGAGCUAUGCUUCAUGCGCACCCUUGGAUACAUCAUAGCAAAAUGGUGCAUUUUCAGAGAGCUAGGCGUGGGAUUACAGGCGUUAGUUCCGCCGCCGUGUCGAGGCCCGGGAUUUUCAUACGCAACGGAGGCUCACGGUUUUUGGGUUCUGAAAGGCUAUGCACCGAUGAUGACCAUGAUGAAACCAGCGAGCUCGAAUGGUCUGAAAACUCAAAUUCCUCGUCUCGAUGCUAAGGAGGCAGUACUAAAGUACACUCUCGCCCACCAGCAACUCGAAGCCCUGGUCCAGUUAGAAUACUCCGUCACAUACCACGACGGGUUCAUUCAAGUUCGCGCACGCGUCGACAACAUACGUCUUAACGUGGCGAAACUCGGUUUCAAGAACCAAAACGACGAGGCGGAGUACGGCGAGGAGAAGCACUUCCCGUCUCGAGUUCGAAUCUGGGUCGGCCCGGAAGUUGGAGCGACGUACGUGGGCGGGUUGAGUUUGAGCCGAUCAACUGAGAACACAGAUAGGGAAGUGGAAAUACAGAAAAUCGUGAAGGGAAAUUUCCAGAAACUGAAGCUUUCGAAGGGGAAAGCGGUGGCGAGGACAUCUACGAAGACGAAGACAAAGAACUGGAGAAUGGACCAAGAAGCGGAGGGGAAUGCGGCAAUAUUCGACGCCGUCUUGUACGAUAACGCGACGGGUCAGGAGGUGGCAACGGGGAAGCCUUAUGGAGAAACCGGUGGCGACCCAGUCCACGGGUUGAGAAGGAGGUACAUGGGAGCGAACAGACCGUUUACGAAAACGGGGUCGGUGGUGCUUGCCGGGGACGAGUAUGGAGAAGAAGUAGGGUGGAAGCUAGGCAAAGAGAUGGAAGGGAGCGUGUUGAAGUGGAGGAUAGGAGGGGAAUUUUGGGUAAGUUACUGGCCAAAUGAGGCAAAGACUUCAUUUUUUGAGACAAGGUAUGUGGAAUGGUGUGACGAGGUCGAUUUGCCUCUUAUUCCUGCCAAAAUGAUGGUGUGAAUGUUCACAACUCAGUGGCAUGCAAGUUACCUUGUUGAUAAGAAAUAUUUUCAGUUCGAUUUCACUUGCAAUCUCUGGUGGAAGCUUGACCGCAAAAGUGGAGAAUUUGUAUGUAAAUAUUUGAUGAGGAUUAGCCUCUGCCGUUGUAUGUGAAUGAGACUGAAUCUCAAGCAUAAAAUAUGUUGUAAUAAUUUACGCACUCACAUGCUUCAUAAUCUCUGGGUUAUAUAUAGGAGAGAUAUAUGCGAAAAAAAUAAUCUAAGCUUAGUCACUUUAUUAGUUCA
Molecule: messenger RNA, 2000 nt
Organism: Prosopis cineraria
Lineage: Eukaryota; Viridiplantae; Streptophyta; Magnoliopsida; Fabales; Fabaceae
Exons: 1
Coding region: 121-1716 (531 amino acids)
Source: RefSeq, a predicted model, not a curated record